This is a messenger RNA of Leptinotarsa decemlineata (Colorado potato beetle), 714 nucleotides long. RefSeq names its product sodium channel protein 60E. NCBI's taxonomy places the organism in Eukaryota, Metazoa, Arthropoda, Insecta, Coleoptera, Chrysomelidae. The record is from RefSeq and is a predicted model, not a curated record. Gene Ontology annotation, biological process: membrane depolarization during action potential; neuronal action potential; sodium ion transmembrane transport. Gene Ontology annotation, molecular function: voltage-gated sodium channel activity. Gene Ontology annotation, cellular component: voltage-gated sodium channel complex; plasma membrane.
AUUUCAAAAGUUUGAGGACUAUGCACACAGUUAUUGAAUUUGAACCAUACCCACUAUCUAACAAUUAUUUUUCUCUUUCAGGUGCUGUCGGCUUGUGGACCCAUAAGUGUUUCUUUUUUUACAGUUGUAGUAUUUUUUGGCUCUUUUUAUCUCAUCAACCUGAUGUUGGCUGUGGUAGCACUUAGUUAUGAAGAAGAAGCAGAAAUAACUCAAGAGGAGCGAAAAAAAGAACUUGUGGACCAUCGCGAAGACUCCACGUUCAGUUUCGACCCGACCAACCUGAACGUGAAAAAGCUGUCGAAACAAAAGAUAAAGAAAAUCGACGCCCGCAAGGGUGUGCUGCUGUCGUCGUACACGCGGAAAAAGACGAGGCGCAGGAAGAGGAACCGAAGUUCUACGAACGCCGCCAAAACGAACGCGACGGAGAACAACGGCAAUAAACAAGAGACCAAAGACUCGAGCUCCAAUAAAUCGUCACCGAAAAAGAAUCCCAAAUAUUUAUUAUUAAGGAGUUUUUUCGACACCCACUAUACGGGAGAGCCGUACCUGUGCGGCAACGUCACCGGAUCUAGGCACUGCCCGCCGACGCACACGUGUCUCUGCACCGGAGGCAAUCCGAAUCAUGGCUACACGAGCUUCGAUAAUUUUCUCUGGUCGAUGCUCACUACGUUUCAACUUAUCACGCUCGACUACUGGGAGAACGUUUAUAAUAUG